Messenger RNA from Echinococcus granulosus, 2814 nucleotides. Its product is annotated as RNA-binding protein MEX3B. The transcript has 3 exons. The coding region runs from base 1 to 2814 and encodes 937 amino acids. Gene Ontology annotation, cellular component: cytoplasm; nucleus. NCBI's taxonomy places the organism in Eukaryota, Metazoa, Platyhelminthes, Cestoda, Cyclophyllidea, Taeniidae. Gene Ontology annotation, molecular function: mRNA binding. Gene Ontology annotation, biological process: regulation of gene expression. The record is from RefSeq and is a predicted model, not a curated record.
AUGCCAAGUGCAACAACUGCAAGCUUUGAUGACGACUUUAUCUCCGAUCGGCUGUUAACUUUUAUGCAUAAUGGCGAGUAUAGUGGCGGAUCGAAUAACAGAGCGUCUUUCACGGGACUAAACACGCUCGGACUUCCAGCUAGCACCCAGAAAACCUUCUCUUUAGAUAAAGACAGCGGCCUAGGAACCAUGUCAUUGAAUAGGUCAAAUCCGGUAACGUGUAAUUCCCCCAUGCAGCCAGUGACGAAUGGUUAUGCUGUAAUGGCCUCCCCACAUCUCAUGAACAAGUAUCCGAGUGGCAUGAUAAGCAGCGCUUUUACCACUCCAAAUCCUGGAAACAAGGUGAUGGAUGACUAUCAUAGCCUUCAGAAUUCACCAUUCUACAAUCAUUAUCCGCUUACUGCUACGCUUAAACGCCAAACCGAUGCGUCUUGUAGCAACGUUCUCAUGAACUCCAACUCUAUCGACUGCCCUCCAUUGGUGCUUUCAAGACGUCCACCCCAGCGAGAACUCUUUCCUUCUAUGCCCAUUCCACGUUGUGAUAACGGCUGGUCCGCCAUCAACACCGCCGCCAAUAGCCAAGCAUCCGGACUGUUUAUGCAAGACCGUCUUUUCUACAAUUCAGUCGCACAGAAACGCGGCUACAUCGUGGGGCCGGAGUUGGAGCGAAUUAAGGAGAAUUCGCGACGCUCCACCAGCCAUACCUACGGCCGAAUUUCUGCCCACUUUCGUAAUCGGUAUGGGGAGACGGAAGCCAAGACUAAAGCCUCAUAUAUGCAGCUGGGUGUUCGAGUACCCAGCAAAGAUCAUGUCUCCGAGAUUGUCGGAAAAGGAGGUCAGAAAAUCAAGUUAAUUCGAGAAGAGACGGGGGCGCUGAUAACCACUCCAGGAGAGUACGAGGAUCACGUCUUCAUAAUAGAGGCCCCACCGGAAAUCGCACUCCACGUGGCUGAGCUAAUUUCAACGCGAGCGCAGGAGAUCACCCAGAGCAAGAUGUCGGCAAGUGAGCGUCGUCGUGGUUCCACUAGCUCCAUACCUGGUUGCAUGUCUCUCUUCUCGGUCAAUGGAUCGGUUGGCGCUUCCAGUGGGACCGGUGGAGGACGCCUAGUUAGUCGUAGCCCCGACGACCUACCGAAUGCAUCCCUUCCCUCUCCUGCACCGCUCCUCAAAACCACACUCAAUUCCAUAACCCCUGGCGUCAAUAGUGGUAUCGCUGUCACCGCUGUUAACUCCGCUGAGACCUUUUCCUUCAACAGCAGUAAUGGUACCAACAGCGGUGUUGGAAACGGUCUCCUCGCUUCGAAUGGAAACAACUUGAGCAGUUCCAGUGGACGCAUUCUUCUCGCGCGCUCGAAAAUCUCUGUCCCACAGGACAUGGUGGGAAAAAUAAUCGGCACUCAGGGUUCGAUUAUUACUACGAUUCAGAAGGAUACAGGGACGGAGAUCAAGAGUCCCCCUAAGGAGGCGGCUCGUGGUCCUUCUGCCACAUCAGAAUUCGAAAUAUCUGCCUACCAGUCGCUUGGGAUGACUUCUAACCAGGCUGCCGAGUGUCGAGUUCAACAGGCAAAGCAACUGAUUGGUCAUUUGGUGAUGCGUCAGUUCGAGAGACGAGCCAGUGAGGAGUUGGAAGACGGUCCGGCUGGAAGCAGCAAUGCGGGGAAAUCGCGAAGCAACUCAGCUGGCGAUGAGGCGGAGGAAAGCAAAACCUCCAAGACGGUGGCAUGGAUGUGGCCCGAUGUGGCGCAGAUGGACUCGGAUGAGGCACGGGAGGUUCUUGAUCGCAUUUUGGCUGAGUCAAAGAGCAAGACACGUCGGGCAAAGGAGCUGGCAGCUGCGGCGGCCGCUACAACUGCUGCAGCAGCAGCAGCAGCAGGCUCGUUGCCAGGGUCGCCUUGUACUGCCGCUGCGGUUGUCGGCAGUGGUGGAAAUGCUGGUGCCUUUGGUGCGGACUUCUUCCCCACGGAGAAGGUCACGGGUUCGUGUCACAACAGUCCCUUCCAUCAGGCGCGUGUUGCAUCACAGAAUACUGUCUUCUCGACGUCUUCAACGACCGUUCCUGCUCAGGUCAACUUGCUCGGUGGAUUUUUGUCUGAGAGGCGACUGACAACCGUGGACUUCCAUCCGGAAGCGGAUUUCUCAGACCACCAUGGGAUUUGUGGUGCGUCCGCCUCCACGACGGCUUUCUGGCCCAGUGCAGCUCGUCAUUCUUUCUCUGCGGGCGCUCCUGUCGUCGUUGGCACUGGUCAUAGUCCCACCCUCCUCCGACGUCACACUAUGGCUUCGGAGCACCAACAUCACCUCAUGUUGGAAAAUAUGAAGACUUCGGGCAGUGACGCUAACCAAACCGGAGGAUUCGAUUUUAUCAACACUCUGGAGUCCCUCUGUCUCAGCAGCGAUGAUGGUGGAUGCAUUCGCGAUGAACUUGCCUACCCACCAGGCUUUGAUAACCAGUACCAGAACACGGAUUCCGACGCUAUGGCUGUUUCUUCCGGUUGGCCGGCGACGCUCUUCAAAAACAGUGGAGCCUCCGAUGGCUUAUCCUCAGAGGGUUCAGUGAACUCGGAUGCUGCUCUGCGAAGCAUUUGGAGCGAUGCUGUUUCUACUAAUGCUGCCAACACCAAUGGUGGCAGUGGUGGUGGAGGAUUCUGUUUCUCCGUCAAUCCGUUUUCUGGUACUGCGGCGGCGGGAGUGAUAAUCCCACCCGUCUCGACGUCAAAUCGAUGCGGAGCUAUUGGGGAGGGCAGACGUCGCGCUUCGCCACCGACUGGGGCUUCUGCAGCACCCACCGAGGCUACCUCCAUUCCCGCAGUUUAG